CCUCUUUAGAAGAUGUCUUUUUCGGCAUUAGCGAUCGCUUUAAACUUCCCUUGGAUUGCAUUUUGCAGAGAUUGUAAAAUCGAACGUGACAAACGCAAUCUGAAGAAAGCAUGGCUCAAAUGGUUAGAAGCCAAUCCGGAGGUGAAGGUGGAGAUGAGAUUCUGGGUCAAGACCCCACACCCAUCGCACCAGCUAUUGGAAGAAGCACCAGUCAGGAAGAAGAUCAGAACCAGCCAUUGAAAAAAUCCAUUCUGAUGAAGGUGAAGGAGAAGGCAAGGAAGUUGCGGAACACCCUAAGUAAGAAGAAACACGAGGAUGUCACAUUGCCGGGGAGUGUUAGCCGGGAAGAGAAGGAAGAAGAAAAUCCUGAGUACCAUGAAGCUCCAAUGCGUGAAUCUGAGCUUGCACCAGAAGCUUACAAUGUGACAGCUAAGCGGAACCAGGCCGCACCUCUAGUAAUCCCUAAGAGGGAUGUUUUAGUGCCAGAAAAAAUGCUCGCACCAGCAAAUGCAACGGUUUCCAAAGUGAAGAUCCAAAGCCCGCCAGUUGCUGCGGCAGCAACUGGAUCAGAGUCAAGUUCUGAGCAGAAAUGCGAUAAGGAGGCAGUCACCAUGAAGGAAUAUCUUAUGCAGAAGUUAGAGCCCGGCGAGAAUGAAAAGGUGCUAUCGCAGGUGAUUUCAGAGGCUAUUAGUCCAACUACAGUGGGCCCCAAUGGGGAAAUGGGUAUGGUUGAUAAGGUGAAAGGAGCUGUUUCUUCGUUGCUCCAUGUUGAAGAACAAUCGAAAAUUCCUAGUCCAACUGCAGUAGGCCCCAAUGGCGAAAUGGGCAUGGUUGAUAAGGUGAAAGGAGUUGUUUCUUCGUUGCUCCGUGUUGAAGAACAAUCGAAAAUUCCAGUCUCAACCAAUCCUCGUGAAGUGGAGAUUGAAGGACCACAUGAAAAGAUACUCCAAACCAACUGAGUGCAUUCAAAGCCUUCUCUAGAGCCGGAGAAAGUGCUGCAGUGAUUAUUUGAGUGUGUACACAUUGUCUAAGUACCAGUAACUACUAUUACAUUUUUGUGUAUUUUUUUAAGGGAUGUUCUUGUGAGGGCGCCUACCCUUUGGCCUAUCAACAAAAAGAAGUGCUUGCUUUUGAGA
This is a messenger RNA of Magnolia sinica, 1136 nucleotides long. RefSeq lists its product as uncharacterized. NCBI's taxonomy places the organism in Eukaryota, Viridiplantae, Streptophyta, Magnoliopsida, Magnoliales, Magnoliaceae. The transcript is spliced from 4 exons. Gene Ontology annotation, biological process: response to abscisic acid. The record is from RefSeq and is a predicted model, not a curated record. Bases 111 to 959 code for a protein of 282 amino acids.